Phycodurus eques (leafy seadragon) is the source of this 1434-nucleotide messenger RNA. RefSeq names its product transmembrane p24 trafficking protein 9 (gene tmed9). Lineage: Eukaryota; Metazoa; Chordata; Actinopteri; Syngnathiformes; Syngnathidae. The coding region runs from base 43 to 714 and encodes 223 amino acids. The transcript has 5 exons. The record is from RefSeq and is a predicted model, not a curated record. Gene Ontology annotation, biological process: COPI coating of Golgi vesicle; endoplasmic reticulum to Golgi vesicle-mediated transport; intracellular protein transport. Gene Ontology annotation, cellular component: endoplasmic reticulum-Golgi intermediate compartment; Golgi apparatus; COPII-coated ER to Golgi transport vesicle.
CGCUUGUGCGCAUGCGUAGUAGCGCCCUCUCCCGUCAGGAAGAUGGCGGCCGUCGGGAUGUGCUGGGCUCUGUUGACGUUUUUGCUUCUCAACGUUUUUUACGGCGUCGUGUCCGCCUUGUACUUCCACAUCGGAGAGACGGAGAAGAAGUGUUUCAUCGAAGAAAUCCCGGAUGAGACGAUGAUCAUCGGCAACUAUCGGACUCAACUGUACGACAAACACAAAGAAGAAUACCUCCCGGCCACUCAGGGGCUGGGCAUGUUUGUGGAGGUCAAAGACCCCGAUGAGAAGGUGAUCCUGUCUCGACAGUACGGCUCGGAGGGGAGGUUCACGUUCACGUCUCACACGCCCGGAGAACAUCAGAUCUGCCUGCAUUCCAACUCGUCCAAGUUCUCCCUGUUUGCCGGAGGCAUGCUGAGGGUCCACCUGGACAUCCAGGUGGGCGAGCACGCCAACAACUACGCCGAGAUCGCCGCUAAAGACAAACUGUCGGAGCUGCAGCUGCGAGUCAGGCAGCUGGUGGAGCAGGUGGACCAAAUCCAGAAGGAGCAGAACUACCAGAGGUACCGGGAGGAGCGCUUCCGCCAGACCAGCGAGAGCACCAACCAGCGCGUCCUGUGGUGGUCCAUCGUGCAGACGCUGAUCCUGGUGGCCAUCGGCAUCUGGCAGAUGAGACAUCUCAAGAGCUUCUUCGAGGCCAAGAAGCUCGUCUAAAUGCGCGUCUGCGCCGCCGAGUCUCCGACCAGAUGCGAUGCAGAGCUGAGAUGCGGCGCACGCGAGAUACUCGAGACCUUGGCCAAUAUUCGGAUUUCUAUUUGGACUGAAAGCUUUGGCCGACCCCGUGAAGUGCGAAGCGGGCCGACGGCGUGGCGUGUUGGUGGAUUUUUGUAUUUUCGAGCCAGCGGCCGCUCGCCGACUUGAAUGUGUGCGACGCCGUCACGCGUGAUCGCUACACGCGCGUGGGAACUCGUGUCAAGCAGUUUCAUUUUAUCGGUUGGAAUCCUCCCCAAAAUCUAAGAGUUUGUAAAGUUUUAGCAGCUGAAGAGUGAAAAGAAGGAGUUACUGCGUCCAGUGUGAAUGUUGAUUUGUUUUGCCUGUUUUGACAUGUUCUACGUUUCAUCGAUGCCGGAAGGAGGAGGUCAAAGUUGAAUUCAUCAGUAGUGUGACACUGGCAAUUUUCUUUCAGGAUGUUUGUGUCAAUAUUUGAUUUUAGAAAAUACUGAAAAGGGCUUUGUUUUUGUUUGAAGGUUUGCUAAUAUUUUUUCAAUACAACGCUCACAUUUAAGGUUUCGCCAACUUUGCUCAAUUUGACCGUGUUCUUUAUACUUCCAUCUAAGAGAAAACAUGUUAACACUUUUGUUUUCACUGACAUGCGAUUGGAUUUGUCAAGGUAAAGAUUGAAAUGAUGUUGAAAUAAAAGUUGCAAUAAUUUGA